Molecule: messenger RNA, 782 nt
Organism: Rhinichthys klamathensis goyatoka
Lineage: Eukaryota; Metazoa; Chordata; Actinopteri; Cypriniformes; Leuciscidae
Gene: nkiras2
Product: NFKB inhibitor interacting Ras-like 2
Exons: 4
Coding region: 126-704 (192 amino acids)
Biological process (GO): canonical NF-kappaB signal transduction
Molecular function (GO): GTP binding; GTPase activity
Source: RefSeq, a predicted model, not a curated record
GAAGAGGGCGCACUGCAGCUCAACCGAACUGGUGUCAAAUUUCGUCGAAGACCGAAGUCUGGACAUAAACAGGAAGAGAGUAGGCUACGUUGAAUGAAGACAGAGCAGUUGUAACUUAAGUGACCAUGGGCAAGAGCUGCAAGGUGGUGGUGUGUGGCCAGGGGUCGGUGGGGAAAACUGCAGUUCUGGAGCAGUUACUGUACGCCAACCAUGUUGCAGGUUCAGAGACCAUGGAGACACUGGAGGACAUUUACAUCGGGUCUGUGGAAACGGACCGCGGCUCCCGAGAGCAGGUGCGGUUCUACGACACGCGCGGGCUGCGUGACGGUCAGGAGUUCCCGCGGCACUACUUCACUUUCGCGGAUGGAUUCGUGCUCGUCUACAGCAUCGACAGCAAAGAGUCGUUUAAACGCGUAGAGGCACUGAAGAAAGAGAUCGACCGCUGCCGUGAUAAAAAAGAGGUGACUAUUGUUGUUGUGGGUAAUAAGUUGGACCUGCAGGAUCAGAGGAGAGUGGACAGCGAGGCGGCUCAACAGUGGGCACGGCAGGAGAAGGUCAGGCUGUGGGAGGUUUCUGUGACCGACAGACGAACGCUCAUUGAGCCCUUUGUCCAUCUGGCCAGCAAAAUGACUCAACCUCAGAGCAAAUCCACCUUCCCACUCAGCCGCAACAAGAACAAGGGCAGUGGAUCCUUGGACGGCUAGAGAUCAAGAAGAUGGCAAUAAAGCUGGCAGGCAGAAUAACGUAAAGAUCUGUUAUAAGGGAGAUGGAAGAACAACAUC